Molecule: messenger RNA, 2649 nt
Organism: Vigna unguiculata (cowpea)
Lineage: Eukaryota; Viridiplantae; Streptophyta; Magnoliopsida; Fabales; Fabaceae
Molecular function (GO): DNA-binding transcription factor activity; DNA binding
Source: RefSeq, a predicted model, not a curated record
CACGAGCCAGAAGAGAUAGAAGGGUGGUAGAUUUUAACAACUGUCAAGGAAAAGAGUCUGAAGCAGAGAGAGAGAGAUAGAGAGAAGGUGGUAGUUGUCACAUGAUUUCCAACAGUACAAAAGGGACCAGCAGCGUCUGCAUCCAUUAUUUGAACACAACACAUGAUCUUUAGACUUCGAAGAGAAAGACAUCAUCUUCUUAGAUGCUCUUGUCCUCCAGUCGCUGCAGCUUGUUGAAGAUUUCAUAAUCACUUGCCAACUUCUGCCCCAAAGAUAAUUUUUUCAUUUUCUUUUCUUCUAGAGCGUUUUAUCUAACCAUGCAACAUGCGUUUUGUGUAUGAUGAGUGAGACUGUACUUUGAAAAUCUCUGAUGUACUCAUCAUUUGUGUGAUCAUAUAUCUUGCUGUUAUAUACAAAGGUUGUGUGUGUUGGACACCUUGUUCUUAUGCUUAUCCUGUCCAUUUCAUCAAAAAACAUACAUACUUAGUUGACAACUAAGAAUUUGCAUUGGUUUAUGAACUUGUUAUUUUUUAAAUUAUCCGAACUUUCUUUUUCUGUUUGCCAUGAACCUACUGGAUGGAACCUGGUGUUAUCAGUAUAGUUAAAUGAAAAAUCACUUCUCAUUCAGUUUAUUGACUUAAAAAGUUAAACGAAACCUAGACGAAUUCGUCUUCCCCCACAAUUUUCACCAGUCUUAUUGUUUGGAUUUCUUCUUCAAGCCUUGAUUUAAUUUCUAACCCCCCUUCUACACGAGUCUUGAGUAUUCCAUAACUUGGUGAACUUUUUAUUUUCAUAUAAAAGGCGCUUACAAGAUAAAUAUGUUCGUUCAUCUGAACCUGGCAUUAAUUAGAUUUCUUUUUCACCUCUUACGCGGUAGAGAAGUUUGGUUGCAUUAUUUACUAGAGUCCUGAUUUUCGAACCACUUCCACUUAAUCAACAGUAAAUUAUAUACAUGUGCAUCCAUAUACACAUGCAUGUAUAAUAUUUGUCUAAUGGGGAUCCAUCCAGUAUAAUAAAUGUUUUUUGCCAUAAAUUUCUCACUUUAGUUACUUUACCAUAAAUUCAUAGCAUUUCCGUGCAGUUACUUGAACAGAUUUAAAGCAUAGUAAUUGUUCGUUGAGAAAUUACAGCCUGUCCUCACAGGCUCACACAUUCUUGUUCACGUUACUUUAAUAUGCUGCACAUUAAAAUACUUCCUGUUUGUUUCAGACCUGAAAUUCCAACUUUGUAAAGGACGAAAAAAGUCGAUUGGUUGGAGGCAAAAACCCGUGCAACCACAAGUAAACAUGUCAGAAGGACAUGAGAUUCAUAACAAUGAGGAAACUUCAUCGGGAUGUUCCCAGAAAUGCUCUACAUUUGACUUGAAUGCAGAAGCUUGCAGUGACGAUAACACUAAUGGUAAUGCAGAAGAGGGGUAUGAGUUCACAACUAACGACAAUAAUAUUGAGAAAGUAAAGGAGGAGGGAACUUCAGGAAAUGGAAGUAGCAUUUCAAGAGAAGGCAAUGACAGAAGAGGAACGGUGAGACAAUAUGUUAGAUCCAAGAUGCCUCGGCUUCGGUGGACUCCUGAACUUCAUCAUUCAUUUGUGCAUGUUGUUGAAAGACUUGGUGGUCAAGACAGAGCAACACCCAAGUUGGUGCUUCAGCUAAUGAAUGUUCAAGGACUCAGCAUUGCUCACGUCAAGAGCCACUUGCAGAUGUAUCGAAGCAAGAAACUUGACGAGGUUGGGCAAGUACUAAGUCAAACCUAUAGGUGGAACCAAAACCAAAAGUUACGUAGGUCUGUGAUACUCCAUGAGUCCAUGAGUCCUCAACAACAUCUUAAGAUGGGGAAUGGUGGAAUCAUUCUGGCAACUCAAUUCAACAAACAUUAUCAUUUCCCAAGUCACACUGAUUCAAGGCAGCAACAAUGGUACAUCAAUCAUCAACCUUUUAUAAAAUCAAUAGGUUGUGGCCAAAUUCAGCCAAAGGAUACAACUACGAGACCAAGCAAAUUGCUUGAAGAAAAAAGCUGGCUUCCGUUAGAAAUUAUAAACAAUCAUCAAUCCAAGUUCCAGAAGUUACCUGCCAUUGUAGCUCCUAAAAAUGGAUCACAAGCAGUUCAGCCAGAUGAAUGGAGCUUCGUGAACAACACAAGCGUCACAGAAUAUUUAUCUAACAAAUCCAAUGAACCUCGCAAUUAUUCCAACAGUUUAAAGCUAGAAUUUGAUCCACCAUUUCGGAUUAAGAAAGACGAGCAAGAAUUACCGAAUUUGCAACUGGGUUUGAGUUACUCAGUUGCAAGCGAUGGUGGCAAGGUGGAUCAUUACAGAGAAACCCAAGAAAUCAGCACUAAGCUUUCACUUUCUUAAUGUUAAUAACCCAGAUAUUAUAGCUAAUUAUAUAAAUAGAGAUCAUAUAUCCAAAAAAGAAGAAUAGAUUCACAAGAUCGAUCAAUGUCUGUACAAGACAUAUACAUGCUGGAGCUUUUUAAUUUGAAUCUACAUUGGAUUUGAUUGUAAAAGGAAUUGUUUCAGGAUUGACACUGAGUUAGUAUUAUCCAUUUUUGUGUGCAAAUGAUUGCUUAGAUGUGAAGCUACAAGAAAAAAUGAUGGAACAAACAGUGAGAAUAUGGAGAUCUUGCUUUGCAGCUUCAUACUUCACUUUGCA